AUCUUCUUCUUCUGUGGUUCAGGUUGACAUGUUCUGGCUCAGGAUGACUUCCUGUCUGUUGUUGCUCCUGUUCUUCUUCCAUUUUGUUCCUGCCAUCAUGGCCACCGCCCAACCCGCUGGCUGCAAAAUCCGCAUCACAGAUAGAGGACUGGAGAUGUUGAAGGCUGAGACUCUGAAGUUUGUGGAGGAGGAGCUCAGUAAUAUCAGUAUGCCAGAGAUGAAAGGCAAAGAAGGACGCUUCCAAUACACCAUCACUGAUGUGAAGAUAACAGAGUUGAAUCUGACUCACGCCGACCUUCAGUUCAUCCCUGAAGUCGGGUUGUUGUUUGAUGUUCAGAACUCAUCGAUCACGUUGACUUUCCAUCGGCGGAUCCUCUACUGGUUCUUUUAUGACACAGGAAACAUCAACGCGUCGGCCGAAGGUGUGAACAUCAAUACGGUUCUGAACUUGAUCAGAGAUGAUGAAGGACGGCUAAAGAUCAAUAACAUUACCUGUGAUGCAAGAAUCGCCAAAAUGAAGGCAAAGUUCAGUGGAACACUUGGGAGAGUUUACGACUUCCUGGCGAGCUUUCUGACAACAGGCAUGCGCUUCCUUCUCAACCAACAGAUCUGUCCUGCUCUCAAUCAUGCGGCUCUGGUUCAUGUGAACUCAAUGCUGGACACGAUCCCUGUGAGGACGGAAGUUGAUCAAUAUAUCGGGAUUGAUUAUUCUCUGAUUGAUGACCCAGUGGUGACAUCCAGGAGCCUCGACAUGCACUUCAGGGGGAUGUUCUUCGACCUUUCUGAUCAGAACAACACGUUGGUGAACUAUGCUGUCGACCCAGUCAUCAGAGAGUACGACAGGAUGGUUUACCUCGCCCUGUCCGAAUUUUUUUUCGACAGCGGGUUGUUCUCUUACUACAGAGCUGGAAUCUUCCAGACGCACAUCGUCAACGAGAAGAUGCCCAAAGACAUGGAGAUGUUGUUGAGAACCACCUACUUUGGAACCAUCAUGAUGCUGAACCCAGCUCUGGUGGAUGCUCCACUCUCUCUGCAACUUGCUGUCAACUCUCCCCCAAAAACUUCCAUCAAGACAUCUGGCGCAACGGUUGUCAUGACAGCCAUCGUCAAGGUGAUGGUGCUGCCUCCAGGUCAGCCUCCGGUCCAGCUUAGCAGCAUGACCAUGGAAACAAAGUUCAACGCUAAAGUUUCUAUGAAGGGCAAACGUCUGGCUGUUCAUGCUGACCUCCGCAGGUUUAAAAUUUUCUCCAAUCAAUCAGCACUGGAAUCUCUGGCAGUAAGUGUCUUUUUGUGCCUUUUUUUUACAGCACAGUAAUAACCUGUCUGUCUGAAUUUAACAGAGUCUUAUAUUAACUUUAGUCCCUCCGAAA
Molecule: messenger RNA, 1370 nt
Organism: Morone saxatilis (striped sea-bass)
Lineage: Eukaryota; Metazoa; Chordata; Actinopteri; Moronidae
Gene: pltp
Product: phospholipid transfer protein
Exons: 11
Coding region: 29-1315 (428 amino acids)
Biological process (GO): ceramide transport; phospholipid transport; high-density lipoprotein particle remodeling
Molecular function (GO): phosphatidic acid transfer activity; phosphatidylcholine intramembrane carrier activity; phosphatidylcholine binding
Source: RefSeq, a predicted model, not a curated record